UGCUUAAAUAGAAGAAAAAAAAUGCUUCUCCCAUCUAAUAAAAUAAUCAAAUUUAGAAUUAAAAUCAAGUUCGAAAUUUUGAAAUUAAAAAUAAAACAAAACAGAAGCAUGAAAGAAAUUUUUAUAUUCUUCCAUAUUUAGUGUUCAUUAAAGUCAUGUUUCUUCAAUUCAACAUUAUAGACAAGAAACAAAAUUGUGAAGAAAUUCCAAUAUGUCCAUGAAAUUUAUAAUCUUUAUUUCAAUUUAGUCAAUGCUAAAAUUAAGCAAAAAAACAUCAAAAAAGAAGACUAAGAAAAUAAGAAACCUCGGUUUCGAUGAAUUGUUACUUAAUUAUAGUUCAAGUGUUUUACAAAUUAGGAUUUUUUUAUUACUGUAAAAAAUAUGGUAAUAGUUAUUAGCAAAAAGAUUAAUUUAUAUAACAAAUAGAUUUUCAUCCGUAGCUAUAAAGUAUAUACAUAUUUACAUGUUUCUACUUUUAUCGGUUUUGUUCAGUUUAUUCGGUUUAAUCGGUGAUAAACCAAACCAUAUCCAAAUCCAACGAUUUUUAUAAAAUCACAUCCAUUCGGUUUGUAUGGUAUAUACCAAAACCAAAUCAUAUUGUCUAUUUCGGUUCGGUUAUGUAUGGUUUGGUUUUACCAUAUUGAACAUCCCUAAUUAAAAGCCAUAUGCUAUUUAACUAAUAUACAGGCUAGCCCUGAAAUUAUGGAGGCUUAAAAUAAAAUAGAAAAUGGGGAUUCUAUUUUAUUUUAUAAAAUUUUCAUAAAUCUUGUUUUGAAAAUAAAAAUGUUUUACUACCAGUGUAUAAUAAAUAAAUACAAAUAUAAUAGUUAGAAAGAACAUAUUUGUCAAAAAAUGAAAAAACUUGUUAGUCAAAAGAAACUUUUUUUUUGUUAUUUCAUGCAUUUGAAAAUAGGGAAUUGGACUUUUGUUAUAUGCAUUUGUUAUUGUCAACUGGACCAGAAAAAAAAUUGAAUGUAUAAUAUAUAAAUUUCAAUUUAUGUAGAGGCCUGCAAAAUUAAGAACAUGAAAUCAAUGUUUCAUUGUUGUUCGCUUAACUUGUUUUCUAGGUCAUCGUCAUUUCUCCGAUAUACCAGGCCUGUAAUUUUCCCCGUUAUCUUUUUUUGGGGAUGAAUUAAAUGAAAUUGUACAUUUUUAAAAAUAAUGAUUCGCUAAAACCAGAAAAAGAAGAAAAUUAUGUUUUAAUCUAAUCUUUCUAUUGUGUUAUUUUAAUCAAAUGCCGAUAAUGUUUCUUAACUAACAGAAAUUCAAAAACAAAAACAAAAACAGAAACAGAAACUAUAAAGCAGUAUAAGAAAAUAGUUUUUUGACACCAAAUAGCUAUUAUAUUAGUCAAAUUUGAGAUGGUCUAGGUAAUCAGAUCAGAAUAAAACAACCAAUGUAAUCAAGUUUUCCAUAACAAACCGUGCAGACUUAUUUAGAAUCAGCAAUUCUAUUUUGCGAUUUUCGAAUGUGAAAAUUUUUAAAAUCGAGAAAACAUAACGGAUAAGAAAAUAGUUAACCAAUCAAUUCUUUUACUAAAUAAUGAUUUGGCAUGAUGAUUAUCAUAUUACAAUCGUCGAUGGAAUAAUUAUAUUUUAUAUCUCUCCUAUAGCUCUACCCGUGAACCUUAUAUUUGGCAUCCUUGACCUUAUAAAACAGAUACCACCAAUACACGAAACAUAUAAUUCGAUAGAGAAAUUAACAUGGCUGAUUUUGUCGUUAUAAAACCUUUAUAUACUAUAAUAUAACUGGAUCUAGCAACUAAAUAUUUUUUUAUUUAUAAAUUAAUCAUAUUGAAGGCAUGGCUAGAAAAAAUAUCUCUUAAUUUUUAUUUGAUUCAUUAUUCAUUUGGAAUUUAAAAAUCUAGAUAUGUGUAAUUUUACAAAAUAAAGUAAAUAAUAAUAUUUAAUAUCCAUAAAAAAUGAACCAUAUCACAAAUACUAAUAUUUUUAGAAACGGAUAUUCGAUCUACUAUAUACAUAUAUUUAAAGUAUUAUAUAUACAGUAUAAUUAUUAUAUUUUAUGCAUUUAUUAAAUUGAUUAUUUUAGUUAUUAGAGUUUGAAAAAUAAAUAAUUUUAUUUGUACUAAAAUAUUAUUUUAUUUGUACGGAUCCAAUUAGAUAUCCAGUUUAAAAUAUAUAAUUUUACGGAUAACCGAGUACCUAUGGAUCAAAUAGAAUCAAAUAAUUGAUUAUUCGGACAAAAGGGAUCAUAUCACAAAUACCUGAAAAAAACUGGAACUUUUAUUUGUAUUCACCCCUAACUGAAGGUAGUUGUCUUUUUUUUUGUCAUCAACAUAAAUAACUCAAUUAAAACUCUGUAAACCACACUGGUCACUCAAAGUCCAUCUGAACGACAAAAGGUAGCUGUAUUUUUAAACUUGUGAUUGAGAAAGUAAUAUGAAAUUUCUUAAUCUUCAAAACAAGAAGAAUUAAUUUUUUCACAAUAAUGAAUUUUGAUUUUAUUUCAAUUUUUAUAAAUCAUUUAAUAAUUUGACAAUUCCUAAAAAUUAAAAAAAUCUUUUUGUUAGUAGAUUUGCCUUUCAUUCCAUAAUCUCUAAAUUAUAGAGCUGGUUACAUGAGAUCAAAACGUUCUGUCACAAUUUGAAUUUAAAACCCACAUAUUAUAUCACUGACAAAAUAUUUAUAGUAUUUUUUUUCUUGUAACCCUUGUUAUAUGGAAUUAUUUAAUCUAGUUUAUAAAUUUGGGAUUUAAAAAUUUGGACGGAUAUUUAACAAUUUUAAAGAAGCCAGAAAUUUGUCUUCGUGUGAGAUUAUGUAUUGACUAAAUAAUGCUUUAAAAUAAUUGUGUUAUAAGUUUGCCCCGUGACAAAGGAAUUCGUUGAAGGAUUAAGACAUGUUCACAUGGACAAUCGUGAACGAAUAAAGAACAAUUAUUCCAUUCUUUUUUUUUGUCAACCGGUUUAACAAUCAUUCCAUUCUAAAUACGCCCAAAUGGUGUUUAAAUAAAAUGGGUUUUGCAAAAAUACUCAAAAAUUGAUGUCAAAUUCAAACAUAAUUUUUUUUGUCAACAAUAUUAUGUCAUAAUCUCUGCAUAUAAUCUCUAUGAUUUUCCAAUAUUUACAAAAUGUCAUUAUAAUUUUUAUAAGAAAAUUACAAAAAAACAUAAACACCCUAAACAUUUUUUCAUAUUUACAAAAAUGACACUAUCAUCAAUUUCUCAAACUCCCAUGAACAAACCAUUUUAAUUUUCUUAAAGCUCAACAUUCAAUUUCCAUCUCUCUUUUUUUUUUCAUUAUACACCAACAAAACUUCAUUUCCUCUCAUUUUCUUUCCACUUUCAACUAAAAACACUCAUAACUUUCAUUUUCAUAGACCCAAUAUUUAUAUUUUGGUGACUUUCACCAAAAAAAUCGUCAAAAGUUUUUUUACUCAUAUUUAGAGUUUGGACGUUGAAUUUUUUUGGAAAUGAGCUUAGACCCAAAAAAAAGUAAAUAUUUACAUGGUUUUCAUUACUAUUCAAAUAUGGUUCACGAUAGUAGACUGUUUUGUAUAUAUAUGUAUAUGUAUAUACUUACUAUGCGGUCUGCUUAUCAAUGCACAAAUUAAUUUUGCAAUUGACCAAACUUAUAUUUUUUGCAAUGCAAUCUUUACUAGAAGUCUACAUCUUUAUCUUUGAAAACAAAAAAAAUAUGAAAGACUUACGAAGAAUGUUUUUUACUGUUGAUAAAAAAAUAUAAAUCAAAUUGGACAUUCUCUCAAUAUGAAAUAUAAGAUACAAUUCUGUGCCAGCCAUAUGAUGCGAGUAUGAUUUUACUGGUUCCAUGGGGUUCGAAUCCCUGAAGUACCAGACUUUAAAAACAUGAAAUAAUGAUUUGGGUUAUUCCAUUAACCUUUAUAGUUGUUUUUCCAACAUAACCAUAAUAAAUCUGUCAAAAUCAUGAAACCUAUUUCUCUCUUUUUAUGCUAUUUAUUCCCAAAAAAAACUAGUACAAACUUCUUCCAUUUUUUUUGUCAGCUGCUUCUAAUCUUAUGUGAAUUCCACCAAAAUUAAGAUAUUACAUUUGUUAUUUUUAUUGUUACUUUUUUGGUAGGCAAAAAUAUGAUAUAAUAUCAUUCGGCAUUGCUAUUGCAACUGAUUUGUGAGCACUUCCUUUCUUUCUUUUGUUAAAAUUUGACUGUUCAUCUAUUUAGUUAAUUGUGAACUCUGUCCAAAACUGUAAUAGAUCACUAAUCCCUUGCGUGGCAAAUUCCUAAUGAAUCAUAGUAUUAGCUAUUUAACGGAAAAAAGAACCAUAGUAUUAACUCAAUGUUAUCAUCACCAUUAAGGAUAGUACCAACAACUACUUGUAACUUUUGAACUAUUGAACAUAUACCAUUUUCACUUGGAUAAUUUAGUAGGGUUUUUAACAUUUUGUUCUAUUAUGAUGACUAAGAUUAUUAAUCAUAAUUUAAAAUCAUGCAUGUUAUUUUAUAUAAUUUUUAUAUAACAUUUUUGAAGUACAAUUUUCGAAAAUUAUUAAAAAGAAAUGUCUUUCUUAAAUACUAAUUUAUUGAUUGAUUAAUAUUUGUCUAAAAUUAAAAAUUUAAACUUCCAAAUAUUGUUAUUUCAGAAGUUUUAUUCUAUAUAUGUCGCAAAACUGGGAGCACUAACUAACAAAAACCUGUAUAGGUAAUAAUAUUAUUAUCUUUUCUAAAUAAUAUUAUUCACUAUGCAUUUUCUAGUAUCUACCACCAAAUAUUUUUGGCGUCUCCAGUUUAUUACUAACUAAAGAUUUAAUUAGUACCGUAUUAUGUUUGAUUGCCAGCUAAUUUUGGAAAAUGACCAUUAAGUCUCCUUCUAUAAUCAAAUUGUAAAUAUAAAAAUUAGUCAACUAGUCUCCUGUAGUAAAAUAACAAUAAACCUUUUCAUUUCUCUCCUAACGAAAAUUCUAUAAAUACCAAGUAACACCCACCAUUUAUCUCCACCGGAUCUCAAAGAAAAUUAAACACACUACUACUUCUUGAGUCUUUGUUAGAACAGUUCCGCUACAAAAAAAUGGCUUCAAGAACCUCUCUCGCACUCUUCCUUGCUGUCAACCUCCUCUUCUUCACUUACACUUCCGCUACAUGCUACAAGUGCAUCCCCACGCCAGCCACCCCAACCACCCCAACAACCCCAAGCACCCCAAGCACCCCAAGCACCCCAAGCACCCCAAGCACCCCAAGCACAGGCUCUUGUCCUAGAGAUUCCCUACAGCUAGGUGUUUGCGCUAAUGUGCUCAAACUAGUGGACCUAACAUUGGGAAACCCACCCGUAAAGCCAUGCUGCUCUCUCAUUGCAGGCUUGGCUGACCUUGAGGCUGCGGUCUGUCUCUGUACCGUUCUCAAGGCUAACAUUCUUGGCAUCAAACUUAACCUUCCCAUCAAUCUGAGCGUACUCCUCAACGUGUGUAGUAGAAAAGCUCCAAAGAAUUUCCAAUGCGCAUAAGUUGAGUACUUAUCUAAAGCCAACCUUACAAAAACAAAUCAUACGGUUUACGAAUGCGUGAACUUAUUACCUUAUCUUCUUGUGGUUUUUUAAUUGGUGUGAUUUUUUUCUGUUUUGUAUUUCUCGUGGAUUGUUUUAAAUGGUGAACGUAACUUUCAUCAUGCAAUAAUAUGGAUUAUGUAUGGGUCUUUCUGUGUGUAAUCGGCAAGUUCGUACUUCUUUUGCUUCAUUAUUCAUCUAUAUCUGUUGUAUUUGUUUCUUUUGAAUUUGAUUAAUAAAAGUACCAUCGAUGUUGUUGUUUAUAUCGGCCUUAUUUGUCAAUCCAAAAAAACAGGGAAACAUGUUUUAUUUAUUUAGUUAUAAGAAUGAAUCACAUGUAACAUUCGACCAUCUCCGAGUACAUGCAAAAGAAAGUGUAUUUACUAAUUUUGUCAUCAAUCUUUAUAACAUAUGUCACAUUUUUGUUAAGAUAAAAUCAUGAGAGAAUUGAAAUAAUGGGAUACUUUUAACUUAAGUUUGUUCCACUAAAACUUUCAAAAUUUUAGGCUAUUUAGACAUGUUAGACAAAAUUUUAGACUAUUUCCAAAAUUUAAGGCUAUUUAGCAAUCACCGACGCUAGAGAAUGACAACAGGCACAACAGGAGAAACACCGAACAAUAGAACUUCAGACAGAUCCUCAGAUACAAUCAACAGCAACCAUCAUCAUCAACACAGAUGCAGCUUGGAAGGAGGAGACAAAAACGGCCGGAAUUGCUUGGAUCUUCUCUGAUGUCAAUGGGAAGCCGUUUCGACAAGGAAGUGGAACAGAAGAAUGGGUGAGCUCUCCAAUCAUGUCAGAGGCACUUGCCAUCCGUGAAGCUCUCUUACAAGCUCAAAGCCAUGGCAUAUCAACAUUGCAAUCAGAUCGGACGCCCAGAUACUAAUCAAGGCAAUCAACGGAAGAGACCAAAUCACGAGACUUUAUGGAAUCCUCCAGGACAUCCACAACUUAACUUGUUAUCUCUCCACCUCUGUUUUCUCAUUUAUUUCUCGCAAAGACAAAAUUGCAGCGGACAACCUUGCUAAGAAGACUCUGUUAAACUUCUUCAUCUGCAUGUAAAACUCUUUAUGAAAUUAAUGCAUUAGUCGUUCAAAAAAAAGGACAUGUUAUACCUUUUGGUAAAGAAAAAAAUAGUAAAUUAAAUUUUAUACUUUUCAAAAAUAUGAAAACUAUUAGAAACAAAAGUAGGACUAUUCAUAUAUAUUUUUUUACUUAAAAACAAAUGUGAAAUCAUAUUUUAUUUAAUGUCUUAGUUGAGAAUAGAAUAUUCAUUAUGUUCGUCUACUUACUUUAGAAAUCGGAGUAUUAUAAAGUGAUCUAUCUUUGGUAUAUAAAGCAAACAAAAUUUUAUUAUAUAUUCUACCUUGCUAUAAUUCGUUUGGUUGUAUUAUGGUCAGAUACCGUUGGUCGACAUAGAGCUCGAAUACAUAUUCUAUAGUUAACUAUACGGUUUACCUUCUCUUGUUUAUGUGUCAUAACUUGUUCUAGCUAUUACCUAAUGCUACGGUUUGCUCUGCUUACUCUCCUGGGACCAGUACGUUUGCUAAUAUCUUAUGACAUGACGUAAAAAUGUUUUAUGGCUUAUAACAUGGCUCUCAACUUUACAAUAUAAAAGAUCAGAAAGAAUAUCAUCCGUUACUUAUCAAAAAAAAAAAGAUAUCAUUGGUAGGUACGUAGGUAUAUUUAUACUUUAUCGAUCACUAACAAUUAGCAUUAAUAAUAGUAUAUAAAAAUUAGUAUACUCACUCAACUUUUUGUGUACUAUUUUCUGCUAAUUUUAUCUUUAUUUUUAAAAUGUGUUGGUGUUGUACUACUAUUUUUUGGUGUUGUUAUAAUUGUGUUUAUUCUAUUUUUUCUAAAAUAGAAUAAUUCUAGAGUAAUUCUAUAAUAGAGAUGAUUGUUGCUCCAAUAAUUCUAUAUUUUAGAAUAAAAAAUAAAGUGACGAUCCAAAAAAAUUACUUUAUAUAUAGAUCUAACCCUAUUUUUUAUUAUAUUAUAGUAUGGAAAAUGGAAUAUCAUUGGAUUAAAACACUUUUAUUCUAAAAUCUAUUUUAAAGUAAAAAAUAAAGUGAAGUUGAAAAUGUCGAUAGUGGUAUCCGCAGAUAGUCAAAUAGAGACGAACAAAUUAAAUUAACCGGGUCAUCGGGGAAAAUAAAACAUGUCGCAUCAUUUGCAGUUUUUGAUGAACUAAUUACUGAUUAAUUGAUCAAAUUAAACCAGUUUUAAUUUUAUUUUAUUUUGUAACUAAACCAGUUUUAAAUUAUACCUUUUUAAUUCUAAUUAUUUGACUUAUUCUUUACUCCAGUUAGAUAAUCUUAUAAAAUGCAUGAACUCUCUCCCGUGAUCAAAUUUGGCAUAUUCAGACUUUUAUCAUUGCUCAAAUUUGGAAUUUUGGGACUUAUCAUUGAUUUGAGAUGCCUUCAUACUCAAUCAAACGUUACAGGUACACGUAAUUAUUACGUAUACUGUAAUAUAUAUUCUAUUAUUGAACUUCGAUCUAGCGGUUAUAUGAGUUGGAAUUUGGAUGGAUUAUAAAGAAAGUACAUAAAUUGAUUCACGACAGAUACUUAAUUCAAUACCAAUGUAGUCAUAUAUAUUCAUAUAAACAACAUAAACUUUUAAUAUACUUGGAGAGAUUUGAACAAAAAACGAAAACUUAAAGAGAAUAAUUUUUUGGCAUCAAAACUAAUUCUGGUAAAAAAAUGGAUCUGAUCUAAACAAUAUUAUCAAUGACACCUUUAUAUGAUUUCAAAUAAAGUAUUUGUGUAUUUACUUGACAAUAAUACUUAAUGUAUAACUUAUUUUUAAGCUAAGCUUUUUAUUAUCUAUUUAUGAAUAGAUACACGAUGAUAAAUUAUUAAUAGAAACAAAUUCGAAAUUUUAUAUAAUAAUAAUAAAAUUUGAAUUACUUUUUUUUAAUAGUACUUACAAACAUUUUUAUGUAUUUAUUUUUUGACAUCAAACGGUUAUUAUAUCACUCAAACUUGAGAAGAUACUUUAUUUUGCGCUAUUGUGAAAUCUUGAAUUCCGAAAAACAUAUCUGUAGAGUUUGAAUCUACGAAACUUGACCGGUCCUUUGGUUCCUUUCGCUCUUAUAUGUAUUUAUAUACCCUGAAAUACAAUAGAUUAUAAAAUUGUAGGCUUUGCAUUAUUGUUAAUAUUUGUUUUACUUUUUUUUUUUUUUCUAAAAUUGAUAUUUUUUUUUAGUUAAUCAAGCGGUAUCUGAAUCUUCGACCCAAAUAAUCUCUUAGGUCUAGGGUCAACCGCUGACAAUACUUAAACACGGUGUACACAACCCAUUCUAACAGGAAUCGAAAUAGGGUACAAUAAAAUGAUGAGAUUUUUCUGCAUAGAUAUUUUAGGUGAGAUGCUGAAAAACAUGUACAUUUGAAAACUAACUAAAAAUAAAUUGAUUCUUUUAAAGGAGUUAAAUUUUAUCUAGUAAAAUUUACAGAAUGAAAUACUAUUUUAUUCUAUAAUGUUUUGUUUUAUAUACAACGAAAUAAAAACUAUAUUCUUCUUUUUUGGACAACACAUUAACCCUUUUAAAUAUUUUUUGUUGACAGAAGAGGAAGAUCCUUUCUGUACAUAUUUCCCGAAGACUUUAGGCUUGUAGAAGCUGAAAGAACAAGAAAAACAAUGAAAUGGGCUUAGAUCUUACUUCUUAUCAUGGAUUAAUAUUAAAAGGGCUGACGUUAUAUCCUGAUAGCCCAGUUUAAGAGAGACUCGGAUGGUGAACUUUGUUCAAGUGUUUAGCUUAAAGAAGAAUUCACGAAAGGAAUGGAAUCGAUUAUCAUUUCCUGUACCGUCGUGGUUAUGGUUUCCUUUCUGAUAAUUAUAUUCACUGGUUUUAACCUUGAAGACCUCGUUCGAUUACAUCUAAUAACGUAAUUAGAGUUUGACAGUACAGAUGUUUGUUUUAUUUUAUUGGUUAAAUUUAAAAUCGGUUAUCUUUUAAAUUUUUUUAUAUAGUAGUGGUUACUCAUAUUUCCUAUAUAUAUUCAGACAACCAAAAUGAUACUUUGUUUGUCUCGUCGAACAUUUAUUUCAACUUCUUAUAUGUGUUGUUUACCUUUGAUUUUACAAUAAAUAUUUUAAAUAAUUAUUUACAUGUAUAUAUAGUGUAACUCAAUAAAAAAUGUUGUUCAUAUGUCUUGAUCAACAUUAUUAAUAUAGAAUGGGUGUAAGUUUAAUAUAUAAUUUAAUUGUUAUAAGUUGCUAAUAGAUAUCAUAUAUUCUAACAUAUUUUGUUACACUAAGUUCAUUAUUUGAAAUAAUAAAAUAGAAAACACCUUCGAAAUAUAGAAAGAAUAUUUUGAUUGUAUAGUUUGCAUACAAUAUAAAAUAAAUUUAUUUAAUUAUAUUCUAAAUUAAGAAAAUACAUGAAUCAUUUUCUUUUAUUAAAAUUAAUUUUUUUUAUAAAUUAUAAUGAUGUUAACAUUAAAAUUAAAGAUACUAGAGUUGGUCCGCCCUACGGGCCGGUUAGUAUCCAAAAGAAUUACAUAAAUUUAUUAUAAGUUCUAGUAAAUAUUUCAAAGUGUUUCGCCUAAUUUAAUUUAAAUUGAUCUUAAAUUUAGUAAAGCGUAUUUUGUUAUUUUUACUAUAGUAUGUUUAUCUUAAUAUUAAAAGGAAUGAAUUACAAUUUCUUUCAUAUAUGUUUUUUUCUGUAAUUCAAUGAAACUAUUUUCCAAUAAGUGAAUAGUAUAUAUACAACUAGUGCAGUUAAAAUACUAAAAAUUACAAUUAUAUGCGUUGCUAAUAAUUUGUUUUAUUGUUUACUUUUUAGCGGUAAAUAUAUGACCACUUUUGUUUCUAAUUUUUGGUUUUAGAAGUUUGUUAAUGUGUAUUUCGCCUAUAACGACUUUUUUAUCUUUUCAAUAUAUAUUUUAAUAAAUAUUUGAUAUGUUUUUAUUUUAAAAUAGAAGAAAUUUCUAUGGUAAACAUGUGUUGAUUUGCAUAAAUUCAGUAAAGCAUAGCAUUUUUAUCUAUAAUUUGUGUUCAUAUGUUUGGAAAUUUACUUUUAAGUAAGUAUUUUCAAAUUAAUUUUUUUCCAAAAAGAUAGGUAUUAUGUUCUUAAAUCUGAGUGGUCAGAGUGUUGGUCGAAUUUUGGCAUUCAGAAAUAAGAAAGUUUUUACCUAUACUCUAAAUUUUUUUUUUUGAAUUAUACAGAGGCAUCAUGGCCUCACAGAAAUGAUUCAGACUACACGUGUCGAUUCUCUAUCCCUAGCGAUGCUGAAAUGUUAAUUCUCCAGUGGUGGGAUUUGAAUUCAGGUGGCGGUACUCACCGUUAUAAGUCAUUUACCACUAAAGCUAGAAGCCCCGGUUGGUUAUACUCUAAAUUCGUAUCUAUACUUGCUCGGCAUUUUCUUGCUUAUAAAUUUUAUAUGGGCCGGAAAAAAUACAAAGUUGGAGCCUAUAUUUGCAUUCUCCACCUUAGACAAAAUCUCCUAUUCUUCUUUUUAUAUUGGAAGACGAACAACUGCUUCUUCUCAUCUAUCAGAAAGCCAUUUUUAAGUCAACGAUGAUGGAGUGAGUUGGUGACCUUUCCACUGGUUCUGAAGACUCUCAUGGCUCGUAUGCAGCUUCUAGUCUUCAGUUUCUGCUCCAGUUUCUUCAUAGAGUACCAAUUUCAGCUUCUCAAAGCUUCUUUUGAUUCCUGCAUUCAAUGGACUCGACACUAGAGUUCUGCAGUUUCUCUGAGCAGUGGCUAAAGGCUGAUAUUAAGUUCUGUGAAAACGUCCAAACGAAUGAGCAUAUUCUAGCUGAAGUUGAAAUGCUCGACAAGCUUGAGAAAUAGUUUGGGAGUGUGAGGAUUGAAUAUUGAAGACUGCUCUUGAAAUCUGAAGUCUUUUUGUUUUUGUUUUUGUUUUGAUUUUGGCUUUGGUUUUUUAUUUUCGGCUUUGGUCUCAUUAGAGAUGUGUUAUGCUUUGACAGUUGCUUUUAAUUAAGUUUUAUUAUGAAC
Messenger RNA from Brassica rapa (field mustard), 11432 nucleotides. Its product is annotated as putative lipid-binding protein AIR1. Lineage: Eukaryota; Viridiplantae; Streptophyta; Magnoliopsida; Brassicales; Brassicaceae. The record is from RefSeq and is a predicted model, not a curated record.